Messenger RNA from Plasmopara halstedii, 1224 nucleotides. RefSeq lists its product as uncharacterized. The coding region runs from base 1 to 1224 and encodes 407 amino acids. The record is from RefSeq and is a predicted model, not a curated record. Lineage: Eukaryota; Oomycota; Peronosporomycetes; Peronosporales; Peronosporaceae. Gene Ontology annotation, biological process: DNA damage response. Gene Ontology annotation, molecular function: metalloendopeptidase activity; polyubiquitin modification-dependent protein binding; single-stranded DNA binding. The transcript has 7 exons. Gene Ontology annotation, cellular component: nucleus.
AUGAAGGAAGUGCUUGCGACUGAUAUGGCGAAGAGCAACGGAGACUCGCUGGCUACACAGCAAUGUAAUUUACUGGCUCCAGAAUAUGAGUAUCUGGACCCAAAUCCAGACUUGCAUUCGCUCUUCCAAGAGUACAAUUGCUUGUUCUUCGAAGGUCGUUUGGCGGGAUGCGAAGUAAAAUGGAGUAAGCGAAUGACACUCUGCGCUGGGUUGUGCAGCUUUCAGCGUCUGAGUGGAUUCUGCUCGAUUCGAUUAAGUGAACCAUUGCUAAAGCUUCGACCACGUAGUGAUAUGGUCAAUACUUUGCUGCACGAAAUGAUUCAUGCGUACGUUUUUGUGGGAACGUCUGUGCGUGACCAUGAGGACCACGGACCGCUAUUUCAAUCACAUAUGAAUCGGAUCAACGAAGCAGCAAAAACAAAAAUUACGGUCUUUCACACUUUUCACGACGAAGUGAAUUCGUAUCGACAGCACGUUUGGCAGUGCACUGGUCCAUGCCGGCGCACUCGACCGUACUUUGGCCUUGUCAAAAGGUCAAUGAACCGAUGUCCGGGGCCAAAAGAUCGUUGGUGGGCUGACCAUUUGCGCAGUUGUGGCGGAAACUACAUUAAAAUUAAGGAACCAAAAGAAUUUACAGCAAAACAAGCAAAAAAAAGAGAAAGAGAGCUUGCCCGUGAAGAAAAGUUGAAGAAGAAAAGAAGUUUACCGAGUGUAAAGCCGUUUUUUUCUGCAAUACAGGAAGGCAAGAUCCAUGGUGUUGGAGAUUCCGCUCAAGGUGAUUUUAAGACUUCGCGUGCUGAAAAAAAUGAUUUGUUUUCCAUUGAAUCGAAAAGUGGUAGCCGCAUGAAGCCGACGGAGAAACGUGACGAUAGAAAAAGCUUGAAAUGGCCAGUGCAUAAGGCUCCACCCUCUGUUCCCAAUAAAUUUUCUGCGCUUGGAUCCGAGAAUGUGAUUUAUAUAGUUGAAGACAUACAAGGGCUAUUUCAUGCCUCAGCUUUACAAUCAGGUCGUAAAAAGGAUGGGCUUAAAUUGCUUGGAGCUCAAAAUGAAGACGUUUAUAAAGUCUGUUCUGAAUCAAAUCAUCCUGCAACUGAAGAUCUGAUAUCUGAGGAUAGUGACAGCGAGCAGUUGAGAGAGGCAAUAAGGCUUUCUUUAGAAACAACAGAUGAGCGUUCACAUGUAGAGAAAAGGACGAAAGAAGUGGACAUUAUCGAAAUUGACUAG